Talpa occidentalis (Iberian mole) is the source of this 1819-nucleotide messenger RNA. Its product is annotated as supervillin-like. The transcript is spliced from 4 exons. Lineage: Eukaryota; Metazoa; Chordata; Mammalia; Eulipotyphla; Talpidae. The record is from RefSeq and is a predicted model, not a curated record. Bases 175 to 1005 code for a protein of 276 amino acids.
UUGAAAUAUUUUAUUAAUGAAAUAAUUUUCAGCUUUCAGAAAGAUUUCUUGCUUGAAGAUAAAGAGCAACUUACUAACCACAGAAGAGGAGUUGAUACUAAGCUCUUAAUUGUACUUCCUAAAGUUGCAGAAUUAAGAAAAAUCUUUGAGCCAAAGAGAAAAGAAUUUUUAGAAAUGAAAAGAAAAGAAAGAAUUGCCAGGCGCUUGGAAGGAAUUGAAAGUGAUGCCCAACCUAUCCUCUUGCAGAGCUGCACAGGGUUAGUCACUCAUCGCCUGCUGGAAGAAGACACUCCCAGAUACAUGCGAGCCACGGACCCAGCCAGCCCCCACAUUGGCCGAUCAAAUGAAGAGGAAGACACUUCCGAUUCUUCUUUAGAGAAGCAGACUCAGUCCAAGCAUUGCACAGAAACUUCAGGCAUCCAUGGUGACUCAUCCUGUGGUUCAGGUACCAUGGACACCCAGGGGCUUGAAUCCAAGGCUGAAAGGAUUGCGAGGUACAAAGCAGAGAGGAGACGGCAGCUGGCAGAAAAAUAUGGGCUCACUCUGGAUUCUGAAGCUGACUCUGAAUCUCCAGCUCGAUAUGCCAAGUCCAGGAAAGAUCCCGAUGCAGUAGAGAAAAGGGGAGGAAAAAGUGACAAAUGGGAAGAGUCAAGCAAAGAUUCGAGUUCUCCAUACCCUAGGACUGAGAUCAUGGGGUUCAGGACCUAUGUGGCUGAAUCCAAGGACUAUGGCCUCCACGGGAGUGAUGGUGUUUCCCACACAGAGGUGCUGCUUAAUGUGGAGAACCAAAGACGAGAUCGAGAGCGGAGCACCCCCGAGCAAGCCCAGGAUCCGCCCCCAAAGGUGGAGAGUUCGUCUUCCUUCCCACUCUCUGCAGGAGACUGCUCCUUCAGUGAUGUGCCAAGGUCCCCAAAGCAAAUGCCUACCAUGUCCCACUCCUCUCCUCGACAGUCAAGCCUCUCUGCUGGUGACCCAUCAUUCCCCACUGAGGCAAGAUCCAGGUAAGUGUUCAGCCUGGGCGGGCUGGUUCGCACAGGGAAGGGGCCAUCUCCCCUCUGCUGUCUGGGUGCUGGAGUAUGAGUGUUCUGGUCAUUCAGUGCAGGGCUUGGCUCACUGGAGAAAUAAUAUGGGAUAUGAUUUUUACAUUUCCAUAAUAUAAAAACAGCUUCUACCAAAGCAGGAAAUCUUGUAUUCUUUUUGUCAUGUUCAUUUUUUAUGUAUCUUCUUUUUCAAAAAUAAUCAGCUGGACAGGUGUCAUGGGAGAUGUUCAUGGAAGCCUCACUGCAUGGAGGCUCACUGUAAGACCUCAAGAAAGGUCUUGACCUUUCUUCCACUGUUUCUCACCUGCCUUUAAUAUUUGCCUUUUUCUUUCUUGGUUUUUCUGAAAUCAUACCCAAGACUUAGUGGUUGCUUCUCUGAAUGGAACUCACUACUUCAAGUCCUAUAGCUGCUUUUUCCUAAACAUCAACUAUGACUUACCUAAUUUCCUUCUAGUGAUCUACAAAACCCUUGAUCAUUUUUUUUUUUUUUUUAGCAAUACCAGUACCAUCCCUACUUCUCCUCCCACUUAGCAAAUUAUAUCAUUAGUGGUCACAAAAUGAUGAUGGCCAUCAUGUAGAACUGAUGCUGAAAGUUGACUUGAUUCAGGGAGAGCUGUGACUGGUAAUGAUGGUUUUGGGAGAGCCCCUGUGACAGAGAUCUGGGGGAUUGGCUCAGAAGGCUAAAUAUAUCAAGGCACCCUCCAAAGUGAGCCUGUUCUGCAAAACUGUAACAUGAAACUAUAGUCAACUCAGAAGGAAAAGGAUCAUGCUGUGCUUUU